Messenger RNA from Rotaria sp. Silwood1, 3192 nucleotides. Lineage: Eukaryota; Metazoa; Rotifera; Eurotatoria; Philodinida; Philodinidae. The record is from the annotation of a GenBank genome assembly.
AUGUUAACAUCACCACGAACAAAUGGUGCUGAUAAUUUUGUUCCUAGUCAUAAUUUAUCAUUGAUUACUCAACCUAUAUUAGGUGCUCGAUCACGAUUAAGAAAAACAACAACAAAUAUUAUUGUUGACACAUCAACAUCAACUAAAGAAAAACUUGAUUCAAUGACAAGUAGUCGUCGAAGUUCAUAUAAUGAUUCCCCACCAUUAAUUUUACCGAUUAAUCGGAUUGACACAUUGCAAUAUCAAAAGAAAACUAAUUUUAAUAAUCAUCAAGAAUCAUCGGAUUCAGGUCUUGAUUUAUCCUUAUCAACAAAUUCAUCUGUUCAAUUUCCACAAUAUUCUCAACAACAUGUUCCAAUUCAUCGUCCAUUAAGUGCCCUUAAUGAAGAUUCAAGUCCUGAUGAUGGAUAUCAUGAUGAACAUCAACAAGAAUCAAUUGAUGUUAUUCGUUUUCGAUGUCCACCGAUUAAUUUUGGACGAAAUCGUUCAAUGGAAGAUAUGCUUAGUAAUAAUACACGUGAAGAACAACAACAUCGUUCAAGUUCAUUUUCUGAUGAACGACAACAAAAAUUAUCUUUACAACAAGAGAAAAAAAUGAAACGAUCAAGUGAUGGUGCUCUUUUAGAUAUACUUGAUACAUCACCAGAAUCAACAGAGCCUUAUACACGAACAAACACAAAUAAAAAUGAACUUUUAUAUCCUCCUAAUAUUCAACAACAUCGAUCAUUAAAUGAUCUAACUAAUAAACUUUCAUCAAAAGUUUUAGCUACCCGCAAUGAAUCAAAUAUACCAACAAUUAAUAAUAACUUAUCAACAACACAUACGAUUAUUCGAAAACCAAAUACAUCAACAUUAAAACCAUUAAGAAAAAAAACAAAAUUAAAUAUGCUCAUUGAACCAUCGGCACCAUUGACAUCAUCACGUCUUACUAGUUAUGACGAACAAAUUAAUGCAAUGACAGGAGCAACAAGUAGUUCAAGUAAUCAAACAACACCUCGUUCAAUACGUCCAUUAGCUCAACAACAACAACAACAACAACAACAACAACAACAACAGCAACACCAGCAGCAGCAUAAAUCAAAAGCAAUGACACAAUUAGCUCAUUAUCCAAAUCAAGAACAAAUAAGAGCACAUGUUAAUCGAUCUGUUAUUGAAAGACAACAUCCAAUAAAUUUAGUAAUACCUGUACGUCCAGGUGUUAUACAACAAAGAAUACCAUUUGAUGCUUCUCCAUCCAAAGUUAAUAAUCUUCUAUUAAGAUAUCAUGGUCAUCAACCUCAACCAUCUACAACAUACCAUUCAAGUUCAAAUACACAAACGUCACCAACUCGACUAAUAAAACAAACUUUACCAACAUUGUAUAAUGAUGAAACCAUUGGUAAUAUUCAUGACGAAAAAAGAAAACAAAAAGAACAAAUAAAAAUUCAAAAACUUAAAGAAUACGAUGAAAAAAAACGUGUAAAACAAAAAGAAGAAUAUGAAAAUAAUAAAUCAAAUGAAAUCUAUCAAAAAGAACAAAAAAGAAUCAAAAAUAUUCAAGGACCAAAUUCAUUAAAAUAUGUUUAUAAACGUGAAAGUUCACAAGAUCAAGUUGAACAAGCUCAUACUCAACGACAUUUCAUUGGUUCGGUUCAAAGACAACAAGAAAAAGAAUUAUCAUUUGAAAAAAUUCAACAACGAAACAAAUUUGUUAAGACUCGAAUACCCGACGAAUAUGAGAAUAUUGAUGAAAAACAACAUACAGAUAAUAUUUUUACAAAUACACCUCGUCGUCAAUAUGAACAUCAAAUUGAUACGAGACAACAACGAUCAACUAAUAAUGAUUCAAAUCGAAAUACCAUUCCUGACAAAUACGAGUCUGUUCAAUCAACUAAUACAACAGGUAAAGUACAAGAUGCUAAUAACUUUUAUCGACGACAACAACGAAAUGUUGGUUAUGUUGAUGAUCCUAUUCACAUAAAUCAAUCGAAUGAAAUUGAUCGAGAAAAAGGUGGAAAACAACAAAAUCAUGGAUCACAACCAACAGGACUUAUUGUUCGAAAUAAAAAAGAUAGCAAUGAGAAAAAUUUCAAUCGAACAACAGAGAUAAAUAGUCAAUAUGGACCUGAUCAUUUACAUGGUACACAAAAAACACCUAUUUCUACAUUACAAUCUCGCCCAUCAAAAGUUCAAUUUCAACCAUUCGAAAAUCCCACAAAUCGUAAUCCUUCAAAUGAAACUCAUAUUGAUCAAAAUCGACAAUCAAAUCAAUGGCGAAAUUCCACACAUGAAAACCAUCAUUAUCCAUGGCAUAAAUCUCAAGCUGGAUCAAUAUUAAAAACUACUCGAAUCCAACCAAUUCAACCAAAAAAUACAAAUAUUUAUGAUUCAAAACGAGAAAGAGAAACAAGUCAAUUGAGUAUUAUAUCAAAAGGAGAUUCAAUAAAAUCUGAUGAAAAAAAAUUAAAACCAAAAAUUGUUGGUAAAAACUCCACUAAUAAUUUUCAAUUAAAAUCACCAACAUCAUGGUCAAUUAUAUCUGAACAUGAUAAUGAUCAACAACAAUUUGAACCUUAUGAAAAAAAAAAAACUUAUCAAUCUGAAUCAUCACCAUCACCGUCCUCUCAUGAUGAAUUGAUUGAAGAUAAUUCUAAUACACCUCCUCGUACUUAUCGUUUAAUGAAUAAUAAUCAACAGAAACUUCAUGAUGGAAGAUAUAUUAUUCCAUCUAAUAAUUUACAAACUUCUUCAAUUAUUGGUCCUUCUUCUUCUCAUUCAUCAUCUUGUCAUACACAUCCAUUUACAUUAACACAUAAUUUUGAAAAUAACAAUGAUAUUUUUAUUGAUACUAAUUUACAAUCAAUAACAAACAUAAAAAAUACUUCUCAUGUACCUGAUGUUUAUGUUUUAUCUGAUCGUGAAAGUACACAAAAUACAAUUGAUCGAGAAAAUUCUUCAUCGUCUUUGGUGCAUAUGUCUUCAAAUAAAAAAGUUUAUUCACCACAUGAAAACUUAAUUCUAUCAACAGAACAAGAUGAAAUAGUAUCAAAUUAUGACAGUGAUGAUGGUUGGAGUGAUGAUUCAGCUGAACUUUUAUAUGUUGAUGAACGAUAUGCAACAGAAAAGACGAAGAUUAAUUCAUCUUCACAUCUACCUUCACAACAACCUUAUCAUUAUCAAGUUCAACAACAAAAUGUGCUUCUUCAAGAGUAA